UGAAGGGCCGCCUCAGAAGAGAGGCAAGCGGGCAGGCUCUUCUUCCUUUCUGCUUCAAGGGCCCUCCUCCUCCUCCUCCUCCUCCUGAGCUGGAGCUCUGCCCGGGCGAGGCGCCACAGAUCCGGAUAGCCUCCAGGUCCUCCGUCCCCGGGGCUCCAGCUCAGACUACAGUUACCUGGACAGAAUGACAGACCUGGUGGCUAUCUGGGAAGUAGCGUUAAGUGAUGGGGUUCACAAAAUUGAAUUUGAGCAUGGAACUACCUCAGGAAAGCGUGUCAUAUACGUAGAUGGCAAGGAAGUAAUGAGAAAAGAAUGGAUGUUCAAACUGGUGGGAAAAGAGACAUUUGCUGUGGGAGCAUCCAAAACAAAAGCUACCAUCAACAUUGAUGCAGUCAGUGGUUUUGCAUAUGAAUAUACCUUGGAAAUUGAUGGAAAGAGCCUUAAGAAGUACCUGGAGAACAGGUCAAAGACAACAAACACUUGGUUAUUACACUUAGAUGGUACAGAUUUUAGGGUUGUAUUAGAGAAAGACACAAUGGAUGUUUGGUGCAAUGGCAAAAAAAUGGAAACAGCGGGUGAAUUUGUAGAAGAUGGGACGGAAACGCAUUUCAGUAUUGGAAAACAUAACUGUUGCAUUAAAGCUAUCAGUAGUGGGAAGAGAAGGGAAGGAAUUCUUCAUAUGCUUAUUGUGGAUGAUGGAGAAAUCCCAGAAGCUUUGGAAUAACUUUCAGAUAUUCUGACCAUUAUAGAUGCAAAGAUCAGGGAUUUUCAAUUACUGUGGUAAUUGGCAACUUUUAAUAUGUACUUCUUGGUACAGUUUAGUUUGUGUUGUUCUUAUUUUUUAGUUGCUAUAUAUUAAAUUUAUGGGAAGACCAGAUGAAAAUGUAAAGUUAUGUACAACCACAUGCAUUCCUAGUUAUUUUCUAAAUUAUAUAUAAGAUAUAUCUAUAUAUAUUAAUAUUACGACACUAAAUUGGAACUUUGACUAAUGUAGAAAUUGUUUACAUGGAAAAUUUUAAUAAAAUAAACUGCAGAAUAAAUCAAUGAA
This is a messenger RNA of Sceloporus undulatus (fence lizard), 1048 nucleotides long. It is a transcript of the gene FAIM, whose product is annotated as Fas apoptotic inhibitory molecule. NCBI's taxonomy places the organism in Eukaryota, Metazoa, Chordata, Lepidosauria, Squamata, Phrynosomatidae. The transcript has 5 exons. The record is from RefSeq and is a predicted model, not a curated record. Gene Ontology annotation, biological process: canonical NF-kappaB signal transduction; positive regulation of neurogenesis; negative regulation of extrinsic apoptotic signaling pathway via death domain receptors. Bases 185 to 724 code for a protein of 179 amino acids.